AUGUCAUACAGCGGAGAAGACGUCUUUGCGACACUUGCCCAAGAUGCCUCGAUGCCAAUUGUGAUUGUGGGCAUUUCGGGUAGAUUUCCCGGGGAUGCCAUUACCCCGGCGAAGCUCUGGGACAUGGUAGCAGAGAAGCGAAGCGCUCGAUCUGAUGUGCCAAAGAGUCGGUACAAUGUAGAUGCAUUCUACCACCCCAGCGCAGAGCACCAGGGCAGUACCAGCGCCAGGGGUGGCCAUUUUUUGACCGAUGAUGUCGCAGCUUUUGACGCCCCCUUCUUCAAGAUUACAGCACAAGAGGCCCACGCGAUGGAUCCUCAACAGAGAAUGGCUCUAGAGAUGUCCUAUGAAGCGUUAGAAUCUGCUGGUAUCAGAAUUGAAGAUGUCUCUGGAUCCACAAUGGGCUGUUAUAUGGCAUGUUGCGUCAGGGACUAUGCUGCUAUCCGGGCUAUCGAUCCGGAUGAUUACCCUCGAUACGAGGCGAAUGGUAGUAUGGGCACUGCUAUGAUUUCCAACAGGAUAUCAUGGUAUUUUGACAUCAAAGGACCGAGCAUCAGUCUGGAUACUGCGUGUUCUUCAUCCCUCGUAGCUCUACAUCUUGCCUGUCAAAGCAUACGCACUGGCGAGACCAAGGCGGCUCUUGUCGGUGCUACUAAUUUAAUAUUAAUGCCACAUACGUCAAAUCACUUAAGCACAUUGAGCUUUUUGAGUCCAGAUGGGAAAUCAAUGGCUUUUGAUCACAGAGCCAAUGGCUACUCUCGUGGAGAAGGCGUCUCUGUGAUAGUUGUGAAAUCCCUAGCGGAUGCUCUUAGGGAUCGUGAUGUAAUUCGCGCAGUAGUCCGAGGCACAUCCGUAACACAAGACGGACGAACACCGGGAAUAAAUUUGCCUUCGUCGGAGGCACAAGAGGCUUUAAUACGAGCAGCGUAUGCCAACGCUGGACUAAGCCCUGACCAGACCAGUUUCUUCGAAGCCCACGGACCCGGUACACCCGCCGGAGAUCCACUAGAAGCAUCUGCUAUUGCAGCUGUGUUCGGUAAAACGAGGAGUGUAGAUAAUCCAUUGUACGUAGGAUCAGUCAAGACCAACAUCGGGCACUUGGAAGCCGGAGCCGGAAUAGCUGGUCUUGUGAAAGCUAUUUAUGCCCUUGAAAAGGGGCAGAUCCCUCCAAAUAUCUGGUUUGAAAAAGCAAACCCCAAACUUGAUCUCGAUAAGUGGGGGCUAGUGGUGCCUACAGAGUUAAUUCCAUGGCCCACGGAUGGCUUGCGCAGGGCUAGCAUAAACUCGUUCGGCUACGGUGGGACCAACGCACACUGCAUCUUGGACGAUGCAUAUCAUUAUCUUCAAAAUCAUGGGCUCGUCGGGCGACAUAACACGGCUCCGAUUAUCCCAGGCCGUAGGAUCGAGCGCUUGCCAACCGACCCCAUUUCACCAACUGAGAGCUCUUUCACUAGCACCGAUACUAGCGCUUCGAUUUCCGAAAAUGCUAGUGAGAGUGGAGGGCCAUCUUCUAUUUCCGAUGCUACCGACUUCGAAGAGGCUCCAGUUACCCCUCAAUUGCUUGUAUGGUCAUCGCAUGAGCAGAGCGGUAUUAACAGAAUGGCGGCUAGCCUCAAAUCAUACCUGAAAGAGCAACAUAUCACGCCGGCGGAUGAGCCAGCGCUUCUCAAACGAUUGGCUUACACAUUAUCCAGUCGGCGCAGCAAACUCUCGUGGUCAUCCUUCGUAGUAGCAUCCAAUGUGAAUGAAGCCUCAAAGGUCCUGGACAUUCCGAGCAAGCCUAUGCGACUUGCGCAGAACCCCUCGUUAGUAUUCGUUUUCACAGGACAAGGUGCUCAAUGGUUUGGUAUGGGCCGAGAACUUCGAGCCUAUCGCACCUAUGACGACAGUCUGAUUGAGGCGGCCACUCACUUAAAGUCAAUCGGAUGUGAAUGGGAUUUGCUAGAGGAACUUGGCGCCUCUGAAACUACCUCACGAGUCAAUGAACCGCAAAUUAGCCAACCGGCUUGCACCGCGGUCCAAGUCGCUCUAGUCGAUCUUUUGAAGGAGUGGGGGAUAUUCCCUUCUAUCACUGUUGGCCACUCAAGCGGUGAAAUAGGCGCAGCCUACGCCAAAGGGGCUAUUUCUCGUGAGUCUGCAUGGACUAUUGCAUAUCAUAGAGGACGCCUAUCGGCCGGACUCUCUACGCCCGGCGCGAUGCUAGCUGCGGCAUUGAGUGAAGACGACGCUCGAACCUAUAUCAAUAAGGUUGUUGCAGGCCCGAAACCAGUGAUUGCUUGUAUCAACAGCCCUAGCAGUGUCACAAUAUCUGGUAGCGUAGGUGCCAUCGACGAAGUUAAAGGUAUAAUAGGAAGACAAGCCUGGUGUAGGAAGCUCCUCGUCAAGACGGCGUAUCAUAGCCCUUUCAUGAAAGAACUCGCUCAACCCUAUCUUGAGUCCCUCGAGGAAAUCAAGACGGACUCGAGCGUGGGGACAGCAGUUCGUAUGUUUUCAUCUGUCACGGGAGAAGAAAUCAACGACGAAGCACUCAGAUCACCGCAGUACUGGGUAAACAACAUGGUCUACCCAGUCAAGUUCAACCAUGCGGUAAAAGCAAUCCUGAACUCCCCUGAAGUUCAGAACAAAUCUAUCACGAUGGUGGAAGUCGGUCCGCACGGCGCCCUGCAAGGUCCAAUCAAGCAGAUUUUACAGGGGAAGCAACAGGAGGUCCAGGCCCUCAGCCUCCUAACCAGGAAACAAGACGCGAUUGACACAGCACUUAACGCUGCAGGUGUUCUCCAUCAACGGGGAUUUUUACCCGACGUCACCAAGGCUAACCAACUCGAUCCGACGGAAGAACUUCCUGCUCAUUUAGUUGACUUGCCUCCAUUCGCGUGGAACCAUAAUUCGAAAUAUUGGUACGAAACGGCUCUAUCGACCGCCUACCGGAACAGAACCCAGCCAAAACAUGAUCUGCUAGGUGUGCGGCAUGAAUUUUCUAACGACGGCGAGCCGAGCUGGCGCAACUACCUGCGUAUCUCCGAGGUACCUUGGCUCAAGCAUUAUAUAGUCAGCGGCAAACCAGCGCUCUCAUUCUCUAGCGUGUUAGCCAUGGUUAUUGAGGCCGUCCGCCAAACUUCCGAACCCGGUAAAACGAUUAAGGCCUUCCAACUCCGGGAUGUCUUCCCUGGAGUACCCCUCUUCCUGAGCGAGACCGAAGAUAGCCCUGUAGAAACAAAGCUACAGCUGCGUCCUUGGAGACUGGCGUCAAGAUCCCUUACGACUUAUUGGAAAGAGUUUACCUUGUCGAGUCGGACUCGCCAAGGUGACUGGACACAACAUAGUACAGGUCUCAUCAAGUUGAAAUACGUCACAGACCAUCAGUCUGGAUUCAUUGAUGAAGAGCUGUCAAUGGCCGAGAAUUACCGGGCUGAGUACUCGCGUAUAGAAAGUUUGCCGUUACAAUAUCGCAGCACAGCUAAGUUUUAUGAAAAAUUUUCCAACCUCGGAAUGCAAUGGGGUCCAACUUACCAGGCACUGGUGGAAGCUCGAACCGCAGGCACCGUUAUCUCCAGCACCGUACAGAUCCCGGAUACGAAGGCCUUGAUGCCUAGCAACGUUGAAUCACAACACAUCAUUCACCCUACUGCUCUUGACAGCGCAUUCCAGAUGUUGAUGGCUUGUGAUAACGUGACCAAGCCCACGGUCCCGAAGUACAUUGAACGAAUCCAGAUUUCAGCUGAAUUAUCAACCCGCGAAGGCGCCCGUCUGCGCGGGUUCGCGGAUAUCAAAGAGCGGCGCUUCGACGGAACUAACGGCACUAUCGUAAUUUCGGACGAAAAGUGGCUAGAGCCCCUAAUCAUCUUCGAGGGUCUCAAAUCAACGGAUUUCGCCGCCAGCAUAGCACAAGAGAACGCACAGACGCAGCAUAAUAUUCCCAAGAAUCUAGGUCUCUACUCGACAUGGGACAUUGACAUAGAGAACUCGGUCGAUGCGACGGAAGAGCUGCUUAAGAAAACAUGUUCCGACGCUCCCCAGACUGAUUAUUCGGGUGUUUAUGAUAUCGAGUGGGCUGCAUAUAUUAUAUGCAAGAGGACGACACAACGCUUCAGUCCGGAAGAUGUUGAGAAGAUGGCGCCCCAGUUCAAGACAUACUACAAUUAUAUGAAUCGACAGUGCAAGCUUGCUGAGGCUGGGAAAUUACCUUGCCAAUCACCCGAGUGGACAACGGUAAACAAAUCUGUUGAAAAUGAGGUUUUAUCACGUGCAGCGAAAAUAAGUCUCGAGGGCAAGAUGAUGUGUCGCAUUAAUGAUAACAUGCCCAGCAUCCUCCUUGGGGAGGUAGAAGCAUGGGAAGUGAUGAGUCGCGAUAACCUGUUAAAUAACGUGUAUCGAUACGGUCUUUCUGACGAGCGCACACCUGCCACACAAUGCGAGUACAUCAGACGUCUGUCGCACAAGCGGCCACUCCGCAUUCUCGAAGUCGGUGCGGGUACAGGAAGUGCGACAAGUCGAAUCCUAUCUAGCUUAGGUCCAGACGUCGCGGGUCACUUGCAGAAGUACACAUACACCGAUAUUAGUGGCGUUUUCUUCGAAGUAGCGAGCGAAGAAUUCAAGGAAUGGAGCUCAUUGAUGGAGUUUAAGGUUCUAGAUAUCGAGAAAGAUCCUUCACAGCAGGGACUAGAAGAAGGGUCGUACGAUCUCGUGGUCGCCUUCCAGGUUCUUCAUGCGACAUCAUCUAUUGGGACGACGCUAGCAAACUGCAAGAAGUUGCUGAAACCGGGCGGUCAGCUUAUUGUGACGGAAACAACAAAUAAGAUCGCAAGACGUUCCGUCGUAUUCGGAGUUCUAUCAGGCUGGUGGCUAGGCGAAAACGACGGGCGACACUGGGGCCCAGAAUUGACCGAAGAGGAAUGGGACUCUCGUCUCCGCGCACAAGGAUUCUCUGGUGUCGAAUGGUGUUUCCGUGAUCGUGAGGAUGAUGGUUACUCAUCAUCCAUCAUGGCAUCAAGUGUUCCUUAUGAUUCCAUCCCCAGAUUGCCGAGUAAAGUAAUCAUCGUCACGUCGCCAGAGGGCAGCGAGCAAACAAGAUCGAUGAUUAAGCAACUAUCUGGACAAUUGGUGGCAGAUGGAGCUUCCGUUGAGCAGAAGUCGCUGCUUGAUAUCGCUGAUAAAGACCUAAGCACGACACGAUGUAUCGCUGUCUUUGAAAUUGAAAAGCCGUUGCUCAGUUCAAUGAAAGAGGGGGAAUACGCUGCACUAAAGCGCGUGGUCCUCCAUUCUGAAGGCACCCUUUGGUUAACAAGAGGCGGUACUACCUUCGACACACGAGACCCAGAGCACAACAUGGUCGCUGGUUUUGCACGAACCAUUCGUGGUGAAGCUCCAGAAGUGAAAUUUGUGACUUUGGAUCUCGAUCCUGAUGUACCUUGUGAGCAAGCAACAGCAACUGAGGCAAUCCUGAAGGUCCUGCAUUUGGAAGAUGAGCCACGUAAUGCCGACCAUGAAUUUGCUGUUAGAAAUGGCGUCCUUUACGUCCCUCGGGUAUAUCCCAGCAAGGCUCUUACUGGUGUCCUGGGUCUGGACGAGUCUCAAGAAAGCAAAUUGACAUUACAAAACAUCAAGCAAGCUGGGCGACCAUUGAAGCUUAACCUGAAGGCAACGGGUGAACUCGAGAGUUUCUAUUUCACCGAUGAUGACGAAUAUUCUGCACCUCUAGGCGACUUAGAAAUCGAGAUCGAGGUCAAGGCAGUCGGAUUAGAUCCGUACGAUAUGGCUGUCGUGUUAGGGCAACUCUGGGAUCCCAAUCUUGGAAUCGAGUGUAGUGGCGUCAUCACAAGAAUAGGAAAAGACGUUACCGACUUCGGUGUAGGAGACCGAGUGACCACCCUGGGCCAAGGUUGGUACAAGACCUUCAUCCGCAACACAGAGGAUAUGUUCCAACGGCUACCAAACACAAUGUCUUUCGAAGAGGGGGCGACAAUGAUGAUAUCGUACGGCACAGCAGUUCACAGCAUAUUCAAUGUUGCGCGACUCCAGCAAGGAGAGACGAUCCUAAUUCAUUCGGCUUCAGACUGCUUGGGCCAGGCCGCUAUAAACGCGGCCCAGCAUGUCGGCACAGAGAUCCUUGCCACGGUAUCUUCGGAGGCGGAGAAACACCUCCUCAUUGAACAAUACCAUAUACCCGCAGACCACAUUUUCAGUAACAAGGAUGACGGUUUCGUCCAGGGCGUCAAGCGAAUAACGAAUGGUUUGGGAGUGCAGGUUAUCCUAAAUUCGUUGACUGGAGAGCUGUUGAGACAAACGUGGCAUUGUAUCGCGCCUUUCGGUCGAUUCGUUGAACUUGGAAUGAAAGAUAUUAGAAGUAACACUGGAUUAGAUAUGGUACCUUUCGCUAACAAUGCCAUUUUCGCUGGUGUGAAUAUUUUAACGAUGUACCGAACAAACCGACCGAUGUUUAGCAAGUUGAUGGCCGACGUCUUCCGAUACCUCAAGAAAGGAACCAUCAAACUUGUGAAGCCUCUGCACGUUUUCAAGUUCUCACAGAUCGCGGAUGCCUUUAGAAUGCUUCAAGCAAGAAAGCACGGGGGAAAGGUCGUUCUUCAAGUUGUCGAUGACGAUAAAGUGCGGACAACUCCCGCCAAACCAGCCGAGCUUCAAUUGCGACCCGAUGCUACUUAUAUCAUUCCAGGAGGGACGGGUGGUCUCGGUCGAUCGCUGAUGUGGUGGAUGGCUACGAAAGGCGCACGCAAUUUAAUCUCAGUAUCUCGAUCAGGCGCUAAAGAUCCUCGAGCUCAAAAACUUCUUGAAGACCUUUCCAAGUUGGGUGUGAGAGUCAAAGCAUUUGCCUCGGAUAUCAGCAGCGAAGAGCAAUGUCAGGCGGUUCUCGAUGAAAUAUCGAAAGAGGGAUUCCCGCCAAUACGUGGUGCUGCCAUUCUAGCGAUGAACGUCAAGGACUCGAUGUUCGAAACGAUGGGACUCGAUGCGUGGUCGGCAGCAUUAACAACUAAACAUAGAGUAACAUGGAAUAUGCACAAUAUGUUACCUACAGACCUCGACUUCUUCGUAACGAUAUCGUCAGCAGCAGGCCAGAUAGGUUCAAUAGCUCAAAGCAAUUAUAAUGCGGGAAAUACGUACCAGGAUGCCGUCGCGCAUUACCGGCGAGCCCAAGGGUUGAAAGCGACUAGCAUCGACCUCGGGUGGAUGAGCGAAGUUGGUUUUGUAGCCGAGCAAGGGAAAGUGCCAGACGUCGUGCGCGCCGGAGUACCUCAACUUACGGAGAAACAAUUCCUCGCAGUCGUGGAAGCUUCCAUGGCGGACCAACUUGGAAUUCAACCCGUAUUUGGCCUCGCUAGCGGCGGAAUAGUCAGGUCAAAUGGUGAUGAUGAUCCCUAUUGGUUCACGGAUGCACGUUUCGGUCCCUUAAGCGUAUACGACACCCGGAAACAUAGUGCUUCUGGUUCUAACAACAAUAAAAAGAGCAACAUCGUCACCGAUUUCGCAAACAUAUUAGGGGGAGUAGCUGGUAUAGAGGAUGCUAAUGAAGUUGUUUGCUCGGCGUUAAUGGGAAGGCUGGCGAAGAGUUUAAUGAUGGAACUCGAGGACCUUGACAGUGCCCGGCCGAUCAACACAUAUGGUGUGGACAGCCUCGUGGCCGUCGAUAUCAGGGCCUGGGCACUUAAGGAAUUACAGAGCGUCGUGCAUGUUUCCGAGAUCUUGCGGAAUGUUCCGAUGAUGGAGUUGGCUGGGGCGAUUGCUUCAAAAUCGAAGCUUCUUCCCGAGACACUGCGGGGUGGUAGCGCCACUUAG
This is a messenger RNA of Hypoxylon trugodes, 7788 nucleotides long. RefSeq lists its product as uncharacterized. Gene Ontology annotation, biological process: secondary metabolite biosynthetic process; fatty acid biosynthetic process. The record is from RefSeq and is a predicted model, not a curated record. The transcript has 15 exons. Gene Ontology annotation, molecular function: phosphopantetheine binding; fatty acid synthase activity; oxidoreductase activity. NCBI's taxonomy places the organism in Eukaryota, Fungi, Ascomycota, Sordariomycetes, Xylariales, Hypoxylaceae. The coding region runs from base 1 to 7788 and encodes 2595 amino acids.